Messenger RNA from Chara braunii, 2216 nucleotides. Lineage: Eukaryota; Viridiplantae; Streptophyta; Charophyceae; Charales; Characeae. The record is from the annotation of a GenBank genome assembly.
CGACGUUUUCCCAUCGUCGUUCUCGUACGCCGGCAUCCCACCGAUGCGCGACGUCGAGCACUCCAUUCAGAUCGUGCCUGACUAUCGUGUUCACCACCAGGCACCCUACAGAUUCUCGAUCCCCGAGGCCACCGAACUCAAGCGUCAGCUUGAGGAGCUCCUGAGACUGGGUUUCAUUAAACCCUAGCAAUUCCCCGUGGGGUGCACCCGUCCUCUUUGCUCGCAAAGCGGAUGAAACUCUUCGUCUCUGCAUCGACUACCGCGGCCUCAACCGCUACACGGUUAAGAACAGCUACCCCAUGCCUUGUUCCGAUGAGCUGUUCGACCGCCUAGCAGGCAACCGCUUCUUUACGAAGAUUGAUCUUCGUAGCGGUUACCAUCAGAUCCGCGUUGCUGCAGCCGACCAGUUGAAGACCGCGUUCCGAUCGCGAUUCGGCCACUACGAGUUCACGGUGAUGCUGUUCGGUCUCACCAACGCACCCGCUACCUUCCAGAGAGCGAUGAACGACAUCUUUAGGGACAUCUUGGAGCAGUACGUUCUCGUCUACCUCAACGAUAUCCUAGUCUAUAGUCGUACCCUUGAGGAGCACCUCAGACACCUCCGCGACGUCCUUGAUCGCUUGCGCAGACAUGGCUUCUACGCCAAGCUAAGCAAGUGCCGCUUUGCCCAGCACAAAGUGAAUUUCUUAGGACAAAACGUGUCUGACCAGGGUCUCCACAUGGACGACGCAAAGAUCACUGUUAUUGCGGAGUGGCCCGCUCCCACAUCCGCCAAGCAGCUUUGCAGCUUCCUAGGCCUGACCAGCUACUAUAGUAACUUCAUCCGGGGAUACGCUAGUGCGAACCACUUGCCUUAUGGUUUGCUCCAGCCUCUUCCUAUCCCUGAGGGUCGUUGGCAGUCCAUCUCGAUGGACUUUAUCGGUUCUCUUCGUCCUCCGACCCCUCGCGGUCAUGAUGGUAUCCUAAUCGUCAUCGACCGCUUCACGAAGCGUGCACGCUUUGUUCCGUGCCGCUAUGCCAUCAGUGCACGUGAGGUCGCCGACAUCGUGUUCGACCGAGUCGUGUGUAACCACGGCUUACCUCUGAACAUCAUAUCUGACCGUGACCCACGCUUUACCAGCCGAUUCUGGCGACGACUCCACGAGGUAUACGGCACUCAGCUCCGCUUCUCCUUGUCUUACCAUCCUCAGACUGAUGGUCAGACCGAGAUCACGAACAGGACUCUCGGAGAUAUUCUUCGAAAGAUUGUUCGUGACGACCAGCAAUGGGAUCUUCAUCUUUCCCACGCGGAGAUAGCCUACAACCACGCCGUCUCGCCAGCCACGGGGAUGUCGCCUUACUAUUGCGACCUCGGCUAUCACCCUCGUGUUCCCGCGGACUUCCUUCGACCGUCCCAGAUGCACCCUGACACGAGUUGUCCCGCGCUGGAUGAUUGGGUUGCACACAUGACGUCGAUUAUGAAGACCGCACAUGAGCACAUAGCCGCUUCCCAGACUCGCAUGGCAGCACGUGCGAACCGAUCGAGAAUGGAGCAUCCAUUCAAAGUCGGUGAUGAUGUGCUUAUUCACGUCCGUCACUUACAGCUCGAAGCGGACACGCUUCGCAAGUUUCGGCGUCGCUUCUUUGGCCCAUGCCGCAUCCUCCAGGCCGUCGGUUCUGAUACGGCAUCUAGCCCGGUCAGCUUUCGGGUGAAGCUGCCUGACUACCUACGCCAGGCUCGUGUGCAUGAUGUCUACCACGUCUCGUUACUGCGUCCUUACCGCAGACCGUCUGAUCGUUUCUCUGCACGACAAUACGAGCGCCCUCCACCCAUCAUGGUGGACGGUCACGAGGAGUUCCUCGUUUCAGAUAUCAUUGGUCGCCGAGUCACCGACGACAACCCUCUCCACGUCGAGUAUCUCGUACGUUGGAAGGGUUACCCUGAUGAGGAGGCUACCUGGGAGCCCCUCGAGCACUUGCAGCACGCUCGCAUGUUGGUGCGUGCCUAUGACCGCGCUCGUCGUGCUGGGUUCACUGCUCCUCCUCAGCCCACUGACCCUGCUCCUUCUCCUCCGGCUGAGGAGACCGCUGAAGUUGAGCCUGCUCCAUCUGAGGCAGACCUUCAGCAGCAGCCGGAUGCUUCUGAGUGUCCACAACGCACUCGUCGUCGUCCUGCUCGAUACGACGAUUGACUCUGAAUUAUCUUCUCACGUCUUUGACUUCUCAGUACUCCAUCC